Pipra filicauda (Wire-tailed manakin) is the source of this 6370-nucleotide messenger RNA. It is a transcript of the gene ROCK2, whose product is annotated as Rho associated coiled-coil containing protein kinase 2. Gene Ontology annotation, cellular component: centrosome; cytoskeleton; cytoplasm. Gene Ontology annotation, molecular function: small GTPase binding; Rho-dependent protein serine/threonine kinase activity; ATP binding. The record is from RefSeq and is a predicted model, not a curated record. Bases 96 to 4262 code for a protein of 1388 amino acids. The transcript is spliced from 32 exons. NCBI's taxonomy places the organism in Eukaryota, Metazoa, Chordata, Aves, Passeriformes, Pipridae. Gene Ontology annotation, biological process: smooth muscle contraction; regulation of cell junction assembly; positive regulation of centrosome duplication.
CGCCCCCGCCCUUCCCCGGGAUCGCCGCCGCGCUAGGCCCGCCCGGCGGCCCCGCGCAGUGCCCUCCGCGGGCCCGGCACUAGGCGGGCCGGAGGAUGAGCCAGCAGCCGGCGGGGAAGAUGUCGGCGGCUCCCCUGGCGGCCGAGGCGCCGGAGCCGGCGGCGGGGAUGCUCGAGGGCCGCCAGAGGAAGCUGGAGUCCAUGAUCCGCGACCCGCGCUCCCCGGUCAACGUGGAGAGCCUUCUGGACGGCUUGAAUUCUUUGGUCCUUGAUCUGGAUUAUCCAGCACUGAGGAAGAACAAGAACAUUGAUAAUUUCUUAAAUAGAUAUGAGAAGAUUGUGGAAAAAAUCCGAGCUUUACAAAUGAAAGCUGAAGACUAUGAUGUUGUAAAGGUGAUUGGAAGAGGGGCUUUUGGAGAAGUGCAGCUGGUUCGCCAUAAAAUGACACAGAAAGUUUAUGCAAUGAAGCUACUUAGUAAAUUUGAAAUGAUCAAGAGAUCAGAUUCAGCCUUUUUCUGGGAAGAAAGAGAUAUCAUGGCCUUCGCCAACAGUCCGUGGGUGGUUCAGCUAUUUUGUGCCUUUCAAGAUGACAAGUACUUGUACAUGGUAAUGGAAUACAUGCCAGGUGGAGAUCUCGUAAACCUUAUGAGCAAUUACGAUGUGCCUGAGAAAUGGGCCAAGUUCUACACAGCCGAAGUUGUUCUUGCUCUUGAUGCAAUUCACUCCAUGGGCUUGAUACACAGAGAUGUGAAGCCUGACAAUAUGCUUUUAGAUAAACAUGGGCAUCUGAAGCUGGCAGAUUUUGGCACUUGUAUGAAAAUGGAUGAAACAGGAAUGGUUCGCUGCGACACGGCCGUGGGAACCCCCGACUACAUAUCGCCCGAAGUUCUGAAGUCGCAGGGGGGUGAUGGUUACUAUGGACGGGAAUGUGACUGGUGGUCUGUAGGGGUGUUCCUUUUUGAGAUGUUAGUUGGCGAUACUCCUUUUUAUGCAGACUCACUAGUAGGAACAUACAGUAAAAUUAUGGAUCAUAAGAACUCGUUACAUUUCCCGGAUGACGUGGAAAUCUCUAAACAUGCGAAGAACCUUAUCUGUGCCUUUUUAACUGAUAGGGAUGUGCGACUUGGGAGAAAUGGGGUAGAAGAAAUAAAGCAUCACCCUUUCUUCAAAAGCGAUCAGUGGAACUGGGACAACAUUCGAGAGACUGCUGCUCCUGUUGUUCCUGAGCUCAGCAGUGAUAUAGAUAGCAGUAAUUUUGAUGACAUUGAGGACGACAAGGGAGACGUGGAAACCUUUCCAAUCCCCAAAGCCUUCGUGGGAAACCAGCUGCCUUUCAUAGGAUUUACCUACUAUAGAGAUAAUUUGUUGCUAAGUGACUCCUCUCAGUCUUGCAGAGAAAAUGAAUCUGUGCAAUCUAGUAAAAAUGAGUUUCAGAAAAAACUAAGCAAGCUAGAAGAACAGCUCAGUAAUGAAUUGCAAGCCAAAGAUGAACUAGAACAGAAGUACAGGUCUACAAGUACUCGUUUAGAGAAGAUACUGAAAGAGCUCGAUGAAGAGAUUACUUCAAGGAAGAAUGUAGAGUCUGCAGUCAGGCAGUUAGAGAGAGAGAAGGCUCUUCUUCAGCAUAAGAAUACAGAAUACCAGAGAAAAGCAGAACACGAAGCAGAUAAGAAACGCAAUUUGGAAAAUGAGGUUAACAGUUUGAAAGACCAGCUUGAAGAUUUAAAAAAGAGGAAUCAGAACUCUCAAAUAUCUAAUGAGAAAAUCAAUCAGCUACAAAGACAGUUGGAUGAAGCCAAUUCUUUGCUGCGGUCAGAGUCUGAUACUGCAGCCAGGUUAAGGAAGAACCAGACAGAAAGCACAAAGCAAAUCCAGCAGCUGGAAACUAAUAAUAGAGAACUACAAGAUAAGAACUGCCUGCUAGAGAAUGCGAAACUCAAACUGGAGAAGGAGUAUCUCAAUCUUCAGUCAGCUCUAGAAUCAGAAAGGAGAGAUCGAAGUCAUGGAUCAGAGAUUAUCAGUGAUUUACAAGGUCGAAUAUCUAGCCUUGAAGAAGAAGUGAAAAGUGGAAAGAGUGCAUUAGCCAAACUGGAAAUGGAGAAAAGACAAUUGCAGGAAAAGCUCACAGAUUUAGAAAAGGAAAAGAGCAACAUGGAAAUAGAUAUGACAUAUAAAUUUAAAGUUAUGCAGCAGAACCUUGAGCAAGAAGAAGCUGAACAUAAAGCCACAAAAGCACGAUUAGCAGACAAAAACAAGAUCUAUGAAUCUAUAGAGGAAGCAAAAUCUGAAGCCAUGAAAGAAAUGGAGAAGAAACUUUUGGAAGAGAGAGCUUUAAAGCAAAAAGUAGAAAAUCGGUUGUUGGAAGCUGAAAAGCAGCGCUCCAUGUUGGACUGUGAUCUCAAACAAUCACAACAGAAAAUCAAUGAGCUCCUUAUGCAAAAGGAUAUACUAAAUGAAGAUGUAAAAAACUUGACAUUAAAAAUAGAGCAAGAAACACAAAAGCGCUGUCUCACUCAAAAUGACCUCAAGAUGCAAACGCAGCAGGUCAACACCUUGAAAAUGUCAGAGAAACAGUUAAAACAGGAGAAUAACCAUCUUCAGGAAAUCAAAUUAAGUCUGGAAAAACAAAACAAUGAACUCCGCAAGGAACGUCAAGAUGCAGAUGGACAAAUGAAAGAGCUUCAAGACCAACUCGAAGCUGAACAGUAUUUCUCGACUUUGUAUAAGACACAAGUUCGAGAACUUAAAGAAGAAUGUGAGGAAAAGACCAAAAUUUGUAAAGAAAUGCAGCAAAAGAUACAAGAGUUACAGGAUGAGAGAGAUUCCUUGGCUGCUCAGCUAGAGAUUACUUUGACAAAAGCAGAUUCAGAACAACUUGCCCGUUCCAUUGCUGAAGAGCAGUACUCUGAUUUGGAAAAAGAGAAGAUUAUGAAAGAGCUGGAGAUUAAAGAGAUGAUGGCAAGGCAUAAACAGGAACUUACUGAGAAAGAUGCCACCAUAGCUUCGUUGGAGGAAGCAAAUAGGACACUAACCAGUGAUGUGGCUAAUCUUGCUAAUGAGAAAGAAGAACUAAACAAUAAACUGAAGGAAGUACAAGAACAAAUUACAAAACUAAAAGAAGAAGAAGCAAAUAUAGGAAAUAUUAAAGCACAAUUUGAGAAACAGUUGUUGACUGAAAGAACAUUAAAAACCCAGGCUGUGAAUAAAUUGGCUGAGAUCAUGAAUCGGAAGGGUCCAGUCAAACGUGGAUCUGACACUGAUGUACGGCGGAAGGAAAAGGAAAAUAGGAAGCUGCAUAUGGAACUGAAGUCUGAACGAGAAAAGUUAACCCAAAUGAUGAUCAAAUAUCAGAAGGAAAUAAAUGAAAUGCAGGCACAAAUUGCAGAAGAGAGUCAGAUCCGAAUUGAACUGCAGAUGACUCUGGACAGCAAGGACAGCGACAUUGAACAGCUUCGUUCCCAGCUGCAGUCCCUGCACAUUGGGCUGGACAACAGCAGCAUUGGCAGCGGGCCUGGAGAUGCUGAGGCAGAUGAUGGAUUCCCUGAAUCAAGAUUGGAAGGCUGGCUAUCACUGCCUGUUAGAAAUAACACUAAAAAAUUUGGAUGGGUUAAAAAGUAUGUAAUUGUAAGCAGUAAGAAGAUCCUGUUCUAUGACAGCGAACAAGAUAAAGAACAAUCUAAUCCCUAUAUGGUAUUGGAUAUAGACAAACUCUUCCAUGUCCGACCAGUCACUCAGACUGAUGUGUACAGAGCAGAUUCCAAGGAGAUUCCAAGGAUAUUCCAGAUUCUAUAUGCUAAUGAAGGAGAGAGCAAAAAGGAACAGGAAUUUCCUGUGGAACCCAUGGGAGAGAAGUCAAAUUACAUUUGUCACAAAGGACAUGAGUUUAUACCUACUCUUUACCACUUUCCAACCAAUUGUGAAGCUUGUAUGAAGCCACUGUGGCAUAUGUUUAAACCUCCUCCUGCUCUGGAAUGUCGCCGCUGCCACAUCAAAUGUCACAAAGACCACAUGGAUAAAAAAGAAGAGAUUAUAGCGCCUUGCAAAGUGUACUAUGAUAUUUCUACGGCAAAGAAUCUACUACUGUUAGCUAAUUCUACGGAAGAACAGCAAAAAUGGGUGAGCCGACUGGUGAAAAAAAUACCCAAGAAGCCUCCAGCACCAGACCCCUUUGCUCGAUCUUCUCCCAGAACUUCCAUGAAGGUACAGCCAAACCAGUCCAUCAGACGACCAAGUCGACAGCUUCCUCCAAACAAACCAAGCUAACUGCUUUCUGUGAAUGUAGACACAGUUCAAGGUGAUAAUUUUCUUCCCAUUACAGCAAGACUGAAACAUAUCCCAAAAUAUAUUAAAAAUAUAUAUUUUCCUGAGAGAUUGUGCUAUAUAUAUCAGAGGUUUACAUUUUUGCUGCAAUAUAAAUUACUAAUCUCUGAGGGUUUUCCUGUAUUCUCCCAAGUGACUGAUCAAUUGAGGAAUGGUUGGCAAAUAGUAAAAGGAUAUGUUAGGUAACCUUUUAAACUCUGUUCCACAAAAGCAAGACACAUACACUACAUUUCAUUAAAGGAUCAAGAGGAAUGAAUAUUAAAAUGGAAGAAACUGACUUCUCAGCUUUUGUAAAGAUGCCACCAGCACGUCUGCAAGUAGAACCGGAGGAAGAUCCACCAUAGUGAUAUAGACUGCAUCUGUAAGAAGUGACCAUUAUACUGUGUAUAUAUAUUGUACUGUAAUACUGCAAGAGGGUUUUAAAAAUCUUUCCACUUUAUUUUUUUAUGCUUAUUAAUCAGAUACCGUUACUUAUUGCAGUUGCAACUAUGCACUUGUAUAAAGCCAUACUGUUGAAGUUUAUAUCAUUCAUACACGUCUAUCAGAAGCUGCAUGUCAGUGUUCAGCAGCUAGUAUAGGUUUGAAGUAUGUACUAAUUUCAGCUAUACGUCAUCAUGGGCAGUCCUGUUUUACCUGUCUAAUUGCCUUAAUUUAAACUUUUUUCAAUUUUUUUUUGCCCAUUCUUUCUAUUUAAGGAAAAAGAAAGUUUACCGGCUCUUAGAAUGCAAUUUUGCUUUGUGGCAGAAAAAAUAGUGCACUAUUUUUACACCUAGUAAGUAUAUCAGUGUCAGCCUAUUUUGAAUGUAUAUUGACUGGUUUUAAGGGUGGAGAAGUGUUGGUUACAGAAACAAUGUCGGAGAGCAUUGGAAUUACCAGACCAUUUGCUUGUACAUGUAACUGCUCAUCCAGCCCUUUUUACGAACCUCAAUGCUAGUUAUUGACUUAUAUUAACCCUCAUUAAGUGCUAUGAAACUUCAUUUUGCCUUGUUUUUGCAUACUCUCCUAGAUGUGUUUUUUUUUUUUAUUUCUGGAAAGAAAAAGAAUCUGUGACUAUUUUUACAUUUCACAACACAAUAUCCAAGGACUGUCACAAACUUUAAGAAAAGUAAAACAUACUGUAGAUGUAUUUUAAAGUUUUAAUCUGGUUCUCUAGCACAUAGCUGUAGGCAUAGAUAAAUAUUUCAGUAGUGUGUUUUGAGAACUGAUAGCUGGGAAGAAAGGGCCUCAGAGGCACUUAAUCUGACUUCUUUUUUUUAACUUGGAGUUGUACAAAAAUAUAAUUUAUGUGGGCUCAUUCAUGAUGUGUUCAUAAUUAUCCCAGAAAAUGCAUGUUUUAUACAACUACAGUAUGCGAUGUUAAACAUAUUGACAGUAAAAAAUAUAGUCUCCUAUUUGGUCUCUUUAUAUAUAUAUAAAUAUAUAUAUAUAUUUAAAAUAUAUAUAUAUAUAAAAUAUUGUGUGGGAGUGCAGUAAUUUAAAAUAUGAUCUAACACUUCAAUGAAGGAGGACAUUUCACUUUAAAUUUGUUUUUGUUUUUGUUUUUUAAAGAGUGUUGAAAUGUUUGGAAGGAUAGGACCAUGAUUUAUUUAACACUAUCAUGAAAAGUGAACUUGGAAACACUGAAAUACUGAAAAUUAAAAAAUAUAUUUACAUUUUGUAACCUCUACUACAGUUCAGCUUAACAGAGCCAGAAUGUAUUCAGUCUUCUAUUUAUGCACUCACAAAGUAAAAUGUUGUUUGUGAGUUCUUAAAAUCGAAGCUAAAACGUUCAUAUCAUUUUUUAUUAGGUAUUCUAACCCAGCGCACAGCUACAGUGUUUUUUCCCUGCUUGUUUUGAUUUACAGAAGUACGGUAUAUUUUUAGGUAAUGCAGAUAUGCAUAGAGAACAACAUUAAAAAUGUAUACAGUAAAACUGUUUCCGUUCACUGAAUGCAUAAAUAUUUUAUAUAUAUAUAUAAAAAAAUGUUACAUUGUGGGAAGUUCUAUCCUUUUCUGAAUUGGAGAAUAUUAUAUAUAUAUUUUUAAAUAAACUAUUUGAGUAAGGUAAAAUA